AUGUCUUUCAGUAACAGUAAUAUGGCAUCCUACAUGACCGGCAACAAGGAAAAGGACAAGACUAUAAAUAGUAAUAACGGCAGGGACAACAGUGGUGCUAACGGUGCCAACAGGGGCACUAAUAUCAGGGACAGUAGCGAGGCGAGAUUGAAUGCGUUUCAAUUAUCAGACUUUGAUUUGGACGUGGAUAUGAAGAUGGAUUUCUCUAAUCCAUCGCAGGAUAUAACAAGGAAUUUUUCCUCUGGCGUCGCAGAACCGUUUGAUACUAAUGUAAACGCUUUAUUGUCCCCAUCGAGUGGUUCGUAUUCCGCGGACUUGAACUAUCAAAGUCUAUACAAACCGGACCUUCCACAACAACAAGUGCAGCAGCAGCAAAAACAAACGCCUACUUUAAAAGUUGAACAAUCCGGCGUAUUCCAAUGGGACGAUGUCUUAACGCCCGCUGACCGUCAACAUCGGCCGUCCCUCACCAACCAGUUCCUAUCUCCAAGGUCAAACCACGAUGCCGCUAACAGAAGUUCAGGUAAUGACUCCAAUUAUAGCGAUACUGAAUCAAGCUAUCAUACUCCUUAUCUGUAUCCACAGGAUAUGGUUUCUUCACCAGCCAUGUCGCAUUUGACCGCGAAUAAUGAUGAUUUCGAUGAUCUUUUGAGUGUCGCGUCUAUGAAUUCAAACUAUUUACUACCAGUGAACUCUCAUGGCUACAAACAUAUUUCCAACCUUGACGAGUUGGACGAUUUGCUAUCUUUAACGUAUUCAGAUACCAAUCUUCUGCCAGCAUCGAAUAAUAGCGAUUUCAGUAACAGUAAUAAUAAUAAUAUUGCUACUAAUGCUUACAAUAGUACUAUUGAGAAUAAUACCAGUAAACCUGCCGCUAAUCAAAAAAUGCUGUUGACUAUACCAACAUCUUCCACGCCCUCUCCUUCCACCUACGCUGCCCCAGUUACACCCAUCAUUUCUAUCCAAGAAUUUAACGAGGGUCAUUUUCCAGUCAAAAACGAAGACGAUGGAACUUUACAACUAAAGCUUCCGGACAAUGAUAAUUAUAGUGGUACCAACAAAAACAAUCUACUUCGUCCGAACGAUAAUGACUACGCUAACGAAGCUCUUAGUGAUAUCGACCGUUCUUACGAAGAUAUUAUUAACGGCAGAAAGUUGAAACUAAAAAAAUCAAGAAGAAGGUCUUCCCAAACUUCGAUUUCCAAUAAUAGUUUCAGUAGUAGAAGAUCUUCAAGAUCAAGGAGUAUAUCGCCUGACGAGAAGGCAAAAUCUAUCAGUGCAAACAGAGAGAAAUUGUUGGAAAUGGCUGACCUCUUACCUUCCAGCCAAAAUGGUGACGUUGACCAGGAACAUCUUGACGAAGAUAAUAACACUAGCUAUAACAGCGCUACCAUCAGUGUUCAUAAUAACGACGACGACAGUAACAACAAUUUACCAACCCAUCACGCAGAAGUUAAGCCAGAUAUUGUUGAUAUUAAAAGUGAGCUGGAUGAUGCUAAUAACAAUUUCGGUGUGCUUCUAAACAUAGAUGACUUGGACCAGUUUGAACCAAAGGUGAAUUUUAAAAAUGAUGAUAAUGAUGAAAAUAACGAUAAUAGUGCAUUCUCUUCGAAGAAAAACGACGAUUUAGAGAGGCUAGACAAUUUAACGAAUAAUAGGAAGAAUCCUGCAAAUUUUGCUUGUGACGUUUGUGGAAAGAAGUUCACAAGACCGUAUAACUUAAAAUCCCAUUUAAGAACACAUACGAACGAAAGGCCAUUCAUAUGUUCUAUUUGUGGUAAGGCAUUUGCACGCCAACAUGAUAGAAAGAGACACGAAGAUUUACAUACAGGUAAAAAAAGGUAUGUGUGCGGUGGUAAACUAAAAGAUGGUAAACCUUGGGGUUGUAGCAAGAAAUUUGCAAGAAGUGAUGCCCUCGGUAGGCAUUUCAAGACCGAAAGCGGUAGAAGAUGUAUUACUCCCCUGUACGAGGAAGCUAGACAGGAAAAAUCUGGACAAGACACUUAA
This is a messenger RNA of Saccharomyces eubayanus, 2007 nucleotides long. RefSeq names its product DNA-binding transcription factor CRZ1 (gene CRZ1). NCBI's taxonomy places the organism in Eukaryota, Fungi, Ascomycota, Saccharomycetes, Saccharomycetales, Saccharomycetaceae. The transcript has a single exon. The record is from RefSeq and is a predicted model, not a curated record. Gene Ontology annotation, biological process: regulation of transcription by RNA polymerase II. Gene Ontology annotation, molecular function: DNA-binding transcription factor activity, RNA polymerase II-specific; RNA polymerase II cis-regulatory region sequence-specific DNA binding. The coding region runs from base 1 to 2007 and encodes 668 amino acids.